Molecule: messenger RNA, 2512 nt
Organism: Fundulus heteroclitus (mummichog)
Lineage: Eukaryota; Metazoa; Chordata; Actinopteri; Cyprinodontiformes; Fundulidae
Gene: ccdc157
Product: coiled-coil domain containing 157
Exons: 9
Coding region: 99-1937 (612 amino acids)
Source: RefSeq, a predicted model, not a curated record
GAGUCCUUGUCGUUGCCGGGGAAACGCGGCGUCAACAAGUCAGAGGGUCUCCUAUUGCUGCGUUUAAACAGAGAGAAUACAGAAAGAAGCGGUGAGACAUGAGUGAGCUGCUGGGCCGUGAAGACUGCAUCAAGAGCCUGCGGAAAGACCUGGCCGACAUUCAAAGCGCCAUCGUGGACGUGGUUUCCAGAACCGGACCGCUCCGCUACACCUCCUGGAAGUUCCCCGACAAACUGGCCUGCAACCUGGACAUGGUGGCCCUGCUGGAGGAGUAUGACUUUGUGAACGGAGAGGACGCGUACAACCAGCACUCGCACAUUGUUUUACUGGAGCUGGUGGUUGACAGACUCCUGCUCCUGCUACAAAGCAUCAGCGCCUAUACUGAGUUACAAAGGGGCAGGCACAGAAGAGACCAAAGACCGCACAGAGGAUGCCUCUCAGUGGGUCUUGUGGUCAGGAACUAUUGGGGUAAUUUACUUCAGUGCGUGAACAAGAAGGAGAACUCCGGAGACAUUCAACAGACAAAAACAAGGACAUUAGACUGCAGUCACGCGAAGAAAGAGUCACCUCUGGCUUCCCCAUCUACCUCAGGCACUGACCUUUGCAGAAACUGUUCAUCUACGUUGCUUUCCCCAAACUCGUUUAAAUGUACCCCCCAGGAUAAGAAAAAUGCCUCAUCCAGUCCCAAAGCUGAACAGCACAAUGCCGGCUGUCAGACAACAGAGUCGUCCCUCAUUCCCUGCUACACAUGCCAUCAAGUCCAGUCCCUGUUGAGAAACACAGGAGACGCGUUGAUGGAUCUUCUCCACAGCGAGGGUCUGCCCUCGUCUCUUCAGCCUCUCUCCAACGCCAUGCAGGGCACCGUGGCUCCGGGACACAUGACGGCGGGGGAUGUCGCCCAGUGGGCCGCAGAGCAACCGAGGGACAUGCGGCGCCUUGCCAAGCAUCUUCAGGAUGUGCGGAGUACAGUGCAGCCUCUUAGAGAAGCCCUCGCGAAAGCUGAGACCGAGCGGGACCGAUUCGGUUCUCAGCUGGUGAGCGUGAAGAAGGAGUUCAAGCAAGAGGCGGAACAACAGCAGGCCAGCAUGGUCCAGCUGGAGUUUUCCCUGCGCAAAGCACAACGAUCCUCAAAAGAAACAGAGCAAAGGCUGCAGGAAGAGCAAAAGCAACUUAAAAGAGAGAUGUCGUCCUUGGAGGAGAGCAACACAAGACUCAAGGAGAAGGUAGAACUCCAGCAGGACGCCUUGCAAGCGCUCGCGAGUGAAAAGGACGAGCUGCACCAGAAGGUGACAACACUACAAAGGGAGGAGGAGACAUGCUGUAAACUGCAGCAAAGGGUCCAGGAGCUCGAGACUCAGCUCGUCGACACUCAGCUCCUUCUUGACAAGGAGAAGGCCAAGUAUCAGAGCGCCUGUCGUCGACAGGAGUCGAUGCAGGCAAAGCAGAAGUCCUUAUUAGAGAGAGUCGAUGCUCUCGACGAAGAGCGUGAAGAGCUACAGACGCAGCUGGGAGAGAAAGAAGAGGCAGAGACCAACUUAAAGAAUCAGCUGCAAAAUAUAUCAAAGUUGAAGGAGCAACAACAGGCUCAGCUCUCUCAGCAGCAGGACAUCUGUAGAGCGCUCCAAAAAGAGAAGGACCGUCUACAGACCCGUGCAGAUGGGCUGGAAAAGCAUGUAGCAGAGUUGAUGGAGCACGUGCAAGCAUUAAAGGAGAGGGAGAGACUUUUGGUGGCUUUCCCAGAGCUCAACAACUGGGCUCAAACCCAACCGCAAAGUACAGGAAACUUGAUUAUGGAUAUGGAGCAACAACAGCAAGCAAAUAGCCUUCGUAUAAAAGUUCUGGAACAGGAAAAUGCUACUCUGCACAAAAGUCUUGAGAAACUGCGACAGAAAGCAACGUUUAACGCUACCAGGGAGGCUCCACCGCAGCACACGUGAAGCCAGGAACAAAGUGGACCUGCUGUUUGCCUGGGAGUUUCAAGUCUAAAACCAGCCUGAUUCUAUAUUAUGAGGAAGAAAGGAAAUAAACACAAAUACUACCAUACACAUAAAAUGCUUGAAAUUUAUAUAUUUCCAGGGCACUGUUUUUGCUGCUUUGUUUAUUACUGUCUCUUUUGAAACCCAUUCUGUUUGUCACACACUUCCACUUUUGUAGCGUUUUAAAUGUGGUCCAGGAAGACCAGUCUAUUAAUGUUGGUGUUGAUCUAUUAAGAAAUAAUGUGUAUAAAGACUUACAUAAAAAAACGAAACAACUGUCUUACUUCUCUGUGGGUUCAUGGUUGUGGCUUUGAUCAAGGUUGACCGUUGCUUGUGCAAUCUAUUCAUUAUGACUUAAAGUCAUAAAAUAAAAAGAAAUCUGAAAAUGUGAGAAAGAAUGCCCCCUGAAGUAUGUAUUUGAAAACAGGUAAAAUAUGCUCAACUCUUCUGUGGCGCGUUCCCAGAUACAAAUUCAGAUUUCCGAGGUAACUCAAAAGCAGCAGUCCCUCAGAUAACGGCAUUCUUUCUACCACAUC